CCAUAUCCAAAUCUCCUCCAUGCAUCCUCCUCCUCAUACUUUCUCCCCAUUCUUGCAUCGUUCAUUUAAUAAAUGAUCGUGUCGAAAAAACCCACAUUCAUUUUUCAGAAGAAGAUCAAAUAAUUAGUGGUCAAAACUAGGAGGAGAUCGAGCGGAGCUGAGUUGUGUAGCCAUGGCUCAAGCAAUGUUGGUGAUGCCGAGUGCGUCCGGGCACUCGGUCGAUGUCAAGAGAGACGGUCUUCUUCGGUUCCAGAUCCAACGGCUGCGGCCCAAGUCUUCCUUUCCUAGUCUACUUGGGCUCAACCCGCUCCUAACUCCUGCCUCGCUCGAUUCUCGCCGUCCCGUGUCGUCUCCUGCCGUCGCUCUGUUCAAGUCGAAGACCAAAGCCCCUCCCAAGAAGGUGGCAAAGGAGCCGCCCAAACCAAAGGUAGAAGAUGGGAUAUUCGGUACUUCCGGCGGCAUCGGCUUCACCAAGGAGAAUGAGCUCUUCGUCGGUCGGGUCGCCAUGCUCGGUUUUGCUGCGUCUUUACUGGGAGAGGGGAUUACCGGGAAGGGUAUCCUCGCGCAGCUGAACCUCGAGACGGGAAUCCCAAUCUACGAGGCUGAGCCACUCCUCCUCUUCUUCAUCCUCUUCACGCUGCUCGGAGCCAUCGGAGCCCUUGGCGAUCGGGGCAAGUUCGUGGAUGACCCUGCCACUGGCAUUGAGGGGGCUGUGAUUCCCCCAGGCAAGAGCUUCAGGGCUGCCGUCGGCCUCAAGGAAGGAGGUCCUCUGUUCGGGUUCACCAAGGCGAAUGAACUCUUUGUGGGAAGGUUGGCUCAGCUUGGUUUCGCUUUCUCAUUGAUCGGAGAAAUCAUCACCGGUAAGGGAGCGCUUGCCCAGCUCAACGUCGAGACAGGCGUCCCCAUCAAUGAGAUCGAACCGCUUGUGCUCUUCAAUGUCCUCUUCUUCUUCAUUGCAGCAAUAAAUCCCGGGACUGGGAAAUUUGUCACAGAUGAGGAUCAGGAAAACUAGACAAACAAAUGCAUUUGAUUCCCUUCUGGUUACUCUAAACCUCUUCGUUAUUGUAAUCAUGAUGCGAGAAAAAUGUAGUCACAUUCUGCAUUAAUUCUGCAGUCCUAAUUUAGUCGAGCAGAGCUCAGCGGUUCAGUUUCUCUUA
Molecule: messenger RNA, 1157 nt
Organism: Punica granatum (pomegranate)
Lineage: Eukaryota; Viridiplantae; Streptophyta; Magnoliopsida; Myrtales; Lythraceae
Source: RefSeq, a predicted model, not a curated record